Misgurnus anguillicaudatus (oriental weatherfish) is the source of this 955-nucleotide messenger RNA. The record is from RefSeq and is a predicted model, not a curated record. NCBI's taxonomy places the organism in Eukaryota, Metazoa, Chordata, Actinopteri, Cypriniformes, Cobitidae.
GAGAGCAGUAUGAAGAGGAGCAAGAGGCAAAAUCUGAACUUCAGCGUGGAAUGUCUAAGGCCAACAGUGAGGUGGCUCAGUGGAGAGCCAAAUAUGAGACUGAUGCAAUCCAGCGCACUGAGGAGCUUGAGGAAGCCAAGAAAAAGCUGGCACAGCGUCUCAGGAUGCUGAAGAAUCUGUUGAGGCUGUGAACUCCAAGUGUGCUUCUCUGGAAAAGACCAAGCAGAGAUUGCUGGGUGAAGUCGAGGACCUCAUGAUUGAUGUGGAGAGAGCAAAUUCACUAGCUGCCAACUUGGACAAGAAGCAGAGAAACUUUGACAAGGUCCUGGCAGAUUGGAAACAGAAGUACGAGGAAGGUCAGGCUGAGCUGGAAAGUGCUCAGAAAGAAGCUCGUUCCCUCAGCACUGAGCUCUUCAAGAUGAAGAACUCUUAUGAAGAAGCUCUUGAUCACCUGGAGACUCUGAAGAGAGAGAACAAGAAUUUGCAACAGGAGAUUUCUGACCUUAGUGAGCAGCUUGGAGAGACGGGAAAGAGCAUUCAUGAGUUAGAGAAAGCCAAGAAAACAGUGGAGGCUGAAAAAUCAGAGAUCCAGACUGCACUUGAAGAAGCUGAGGGCACCCUGGAACAUGAAGAAACCAAGAUUCUUCGUAUCCAGUUGGAGCUGACCCAAAUCAAGAGCGAGAUUGACAGAAAGCUUGCUGAGAAAGAUGAGGAGAUUGAGCAGAUCAAGAGGAACAGCCAACGAGUGAUUGAUUCCAUGCAAAGCACUUUGGACUCUGAGGUCAGGAGCAGAAACGAUGCCCUGAGAGUCAAGAAAAAGAUGGAGGGAGAUCUCAAUGAGAUGGAGAUCCAGCUGAGCCACGCAAACCGCCAGGCUGCUGAGGCCCAGAAACAGCUUAGGAAUGUCCAGUGCCAACUCAAGGUAAACUUACUUCUGUAAAAGUCUUCUCACAAU